Messenger RNA from Aricia agestis (brown argus), 2821 nucleotides. RefSeq names its product importin subunit alpha-4 (gene Kap-alpha3). The record is from RefSeq and is a predicted model, not a curated record. Bases 208 to 1758 code for a protein of 516 amino acids. Gene Ontology annotation, cellular component: cytoplasm; nucleoplasm; nucleus. Gene Ontology annotation, molecular function: protein binding; nuclear import signal receptor activity. Gene Ontology annotation, biological process: NLS-bearing protein import into nucleus. The transcript is spliced from 6 exons. Lineage: Eukaryota; Metazoa; Arthropoda; Insecta; Lepidoptera; Lycaenidae.
AAUUAAAAAAAUUACGAAGACCGAGGGCAACGGACGGUUUCGUUCGUUUUGUGGAAUAUUCUGCAAGGAGGAUAAAGAAAAAGCAAAGAAACUAGUGUCUUUAAAAACAUGUUCGAUUAGUUAUUUUCUACAAAGUUUUGAGUUAAAUAUUUCUUUAUUAGUGUAUUACGUAUAAAGUCUAACCCAUCACGACCACGAACACAUAAAAUGGCGACUGAUCCAUCGAAAAACCGCAUGCAUGUUUUCAAGAACACAGGCAAAGAUGUCGAUGAAAUGCGCAGACGGAGGAACGAAGUGACAGUUGAACUAAGGAAGAAUAAAAGGGAAGAAACGCUACAAAAACGUCGAAAUGUGCCUAUCAGUUACUCCACCGACGAGGACGAGAUCGAGAGGACAUUGGCAUCAACAAAUUUACAGGAAUUGGUCAGGAACGCAGCCAACGUCGAGAACCCCGAAGUGCAGUUGGCGGCAGUUCAGCAGUGUAGGAAACUAUUGUCAUCCGAGAAGAACCCCCCCAUAGAUGAACUGAUACAAACUGGAAUCCUUCCUAUUCUCGUUCAGUGCCUUUCGAGAGCGGACAACCCGACGUUACAGUUUGAGGCGGCGUGGGCUCUCACGAACAUCGCCUCGGGGACGUCGGCACAGACCAACAAGGUCGUCCACGCCGGAGCGGUGCCUUUAUUCUUGCAACUGCUCAUGUCCCCACACGAAAAUGUUUGUGAACAGUCUGUGUGGGCCCUCGGUAAUAUCAUCGGUGAUGGUCCAGUUCUUCGGGACUUUGUAGUGGAGCUGGGAGUCGUCAAGCCCCUUCUUAGCUUUAUUAAGCCAGAAAUACCAAUAACCUUCCUACGUAAUGUCACUUGGGUCAUCGUGAACUUGUGCAGGAGCAAGGAUCCUCCACCUCCGGUUAAAACGAUUCAAGAAAUUUUACCUGCUCUCAAUGCUCUCAUCACUCAUUCAGAUAUGAAUAUUCUAGUAGACACAGUUUGGGCUAUAAGCUAUCUGACCGACGGAGGUAAUGAUCAGAUUCAAAUGGUAAUUGAUUCUGGCAUUGUGCCAAAACUCAUACCACUCCUCUCACAUAAGGAAGUAAAGGCGCAGACCGCAGCACUCAGAGCCGUUGGCAACAUAGUAACUGGUACCGAUGAACAAACUCAAGUUGUGCUAAACUGUGAUGCUCUAUCACACUUCCCCAAACUGCUAACACAUCAAAAAGAGAAAAUUUGCAAAGAAGCAGUAUGGUUCUUAUCAAACAUCACAGCUGGCAAUAAGCAGCAAGUUCAAGCUGUUAUCGACGCCGGCCUUCUUCCACUAAUUGUACAGAAUCUGAGCAAGGGAGAGUUCCAAACCCAGAAGGAAGCGGCUUGGGCAGUAUCAAAUUUGAGCAUCAGCGGAACAAAGGAACAAGUCGCAGCCCUGAUCCAGUGUGGUGUCAUCCCACCUUUCUGUAAUUUGUUAGCAUGCAAGGACACACAAGUUAUCAAUGUUGUAUUAGAUGGACUGAGCAACAUGUUAAAGAUGGCUGGAGAUGACGCAGAACAGGUAGCCAACAUGAUCGAGGAGUGCAGGGGAAUAGACAAGAUUGAAGCCCUACAGAGCCAUGAGAAAGUGGAGAUAUACAAAAUGGCCUAUGAUAUUAUUGAGCAAUACUUUGCUGAUGAGGAGGAAGACGCGACGUUAGUGCCGGCCGCCGCAGACGCCUCCUUCCAGUUCGAGGCGCCGCCCCCCGCGGGCCCGCACCAGCCUUUCCGUUUCUGAGCACCCUGGUUGUGUAGUCCCACAGGGCAUUUUGGGCCAAUCAACCCCCUGAGGUACCCCGGGCCCAUGAUGCCCUAUGGGGCUUCGUUGCCGUCUGGGAAACUAUGAAUGUAGAGUCGAACCCGAUGUAUUGGACACCUGGGUAAUAGAAUUUGAAUAUGCGUAUACCUCAGUAUACGAUAGAAUCUGAGUCGCAUGUGGGCACAUUACUCGCCGCACUUCCAACACUGAAAAGUGUGCGAACUUGUAUAAAUAUUUGUAAGUACUUAUUGCGCCGGACCGAGAGGUUUACAAACGAAUGCAAUAUGACUUUGCUCUCAAAUUUUUUUUAUUAUGAAAAGUUAAAAUUUGUUUUCUCGUGGUCUUGUUAAUAUUUGUUGUAAUUUAUAAAUUUAACAAUUGUAUUUUAAAUAUGAUCUUAUAUAUACUUUCGGCGGUUCAAUCGGAAAUACAGUAUCGGAUGUAUUUAUUGUAUUGCCUUGAAAUAUAAAGUUUUUAAAUGCAUUCUUAGUACUCUUUUGUAUGCUCACGAAACUUAGUCACAAGCUAAGGGAAGAAGGAAUCUUACUAAGAAUGUAUCGUUUGUACAAAUUACUAAAUUAUGACGUCAUAAGAAUUGACAUUUUCUCGGUCGAGCAAAAAUAGGAAUAUCAUAGUUUUCGAGACUAGGGCAGCUCGCGUCGAUUUACGCAUAAUGUAGGCCAAUGGAUCAACGAACGUUAGUUGUAUUGAGCAUUUUGUGAUAAGUAAUUGUUAUGGCGUUCGUCGGUUCAGGGAGGGUUUGCCUUGUCGUGAUAAGACUAUUGUGAUGUUUGAAAAUAUUUUCAUCUCGGAUUUUCGAUUUCUUAUUAAUAUUGGGAAAACGAUGGACAAGUGGAUAGCUUUAAUAUAAGUGCAUUGGCACGCGCUCUGCUUAACGAUCGAUGCUUUUAUAUAACAUAGUAUUUAUGUUUUCAUUUAUAACUAAAACGACAGUCGUCAGAACCCGACGGCACACGGAUAAGAUUAUGUUCUGACAUAAAAACCCAUUUGUAUCUAUAUCAAUAAAUUCUGUCCAAUAUUA